UCAGCCACGUCUAGCGCACAGUCCCAGGCCCCAAGGCGAAGGCGGCCAGGGGAAAUGGGGCUCAGGGAUUGCUAAGCAAACGCAUCACUGGUGGUCUCCAGCACCUGCGGAGCGGGCUCUGUUUCCCCUCCCAAGGCGGCGGCGGCUGAGCGGCGGAGCCCCCCAAAUGGCCUGGCCAGAUGCGGCAGGUUUGCUGCUCAGCGCUGCCGCCGCCGCCACUGGAGAAGGGUCGGUGCAGCAGCUACAGCGACAGCAGCAGCAGCAGCGAGAGGAGCAGCAGCAGCAGCAGCAGCGAGAGCGGCGGCAGCAGCAGGAGCAGCAGCAACAGCAGCAUCUCUCGUCCCGCUGCGCCCCCAGAGCCGCGGCCGCAGCAACAGCCGCAGCCCCGCAGCUCCGCAGCCCGGAGAGCCGCCGCCCGUUCGCGAGCCGCAGCCGCCGGCGGCAUGAGGCGCGACCCGGCCCCCGGCUUCUCCAUGCUGCUCUUCGGUGUGUCGCUCGCCUGCUACUCGCCCAGCCUCAAGUCGGUGCAGGACCAGGCGUACAAGGCACCCGUGGUGGUGGAGGGCAAGGUACAGGGGCUGGCCCCAGCCGGCGGCUCCAGCUCCAACAGCACCCGAGAGCCGCCCGCCUCGGGUCGGGUGGCGCUGGUAAAGGUGCUGGACAAGUGGCCGCUCCGGAGCGGGGGGCUGCAGCGCGAGCAGGUGAUCAGCGUGGGCUCCUGUGCGCCGCUCGAAAGGAACCAGCGCUACAUCUUUUUCCUGGAGCCCACAGAACAGCCCUUAGUCUUUAAGACGGCCUUUGCCCCCCUCGACACCAACGGCAAAAAUCUCAAGAAAGAGGUGGGCAAGAUCCUGUGCACUGACUGCGCCACCCGGCCCAAGUUGAAGAAGAUGAAGAGCCAGACGGGACAGGUGGGUGAGAAGCAAUCGCUGAAGUGUGAGGCAGCAGCCGGUAAUCCCCAACCUUCCUACCGUUGGUUCAAGGACGGCAAGGAGCUCAACCGCAGCCGAGACAUUCGCAUCAAAUAUGGCAACGGCAGAAAGAACUCACGACUACAGUUCAACAAGGUGAAGGUGGAGGACGCUGGGGAGUAUGUCUGCGAGGCAGAGAACAUCCUGGGGAAGGACACCGUCCGGGGCCGGCUUUACGUCAACAGCGUGAGCACCACCCUCUCAUCCUGGUCGGGGCACGCCCGGAAGUGCAACGAGACAGCCAAGUCCUAUUGCGUCAAUGGAGGUGUCUGCUACUACAUUGAGGGCAUCAACCAGCUCUCCUGCAAAUGUCCAAAUGGAUUCUUCGGACAGAGAUGUUUGGAGAAACUGCCUUUGCGAUUGUACAUGCCAGAUCCUAAGCAAAAAGCCGAAGAGCUGUACCAGAAGAGGGUGCUGACUAUCACGGGCAUCUGCGUGGCUCUGCUGGUCGUGGGCAUCGUCUGUGUGGUGGCCUACUGCAAGACCAAAAAACAGCGGAAGCAGAUGCACAACCACCUCCGGCAGAACAUGUGCCCGGCCCACCAGAACCGGAGCUUGGCCAAUGGGCCCAGCCACCCCCGGCUGGACCCAGAGGAAAUCCAGAUGGCAGAUUAUAUUUCCAAGAACGUGCCAGCCACAGACCAUGUCAUCAGGAGAGAAACUGAGACCACCUUCUCUGGGAGCCACUCCUGUUCUCCUUCUCACCACUGCUCCACAGCCACGCCCACCUCCAGCCACAGACACGAGAGCCACACGUGGAGCCUGGAACGUUCUGAGAGCCUGACUUCCGACUCUCAGUCGGGGAUCAUGCUAUCAUCAGUGGGUACCAGCAAAUGCAACAGCCCAGCAUGUGUGGAGGCCCGGGCAAGGCGGGCAGCAGCCUACAACCUGGAGGAGCGGCGCAGGGCCACCGUGCCACCUUACCAUGACUCCGUGGACUCCCUUCGCGACUCCCCACACAGCGAGAGGUACGUGUCGGCCCUGACCACGCCCGCGCGCCUCUCGCCCGUGGACUUCCACUACUCGCUGGCCACGCAGGUGCCGACUUUCGAGAUCACGUCCCCCAACUCGGCGCACGCCGUGUCGCUGCCGCCGGCCGCGCCCAUCAGUUACCGCCUGGCGGAGCAGCAGCCGUUACUGCGGCACCCGGCGCCCCCCGGCCCGGGACCCGGGCCCGGGCCCGGCGCAGACAUGCAGCGCAGCUACGACAGCUACUACUACCCCGCGGCGGGGCCCGGACCGCGGCGCGGGACCUGCGCGCUCGGCGGCAGCCUGGGCAGCCUGCCCGCCAGCCCCUUCCGCAUCCCCGAGGACGACGAGUACGAGACCACGCAGGAGUGCGCGCCCCCGCCGCCGCGGCCGCGCGCGCGCGGCGCGUCCCGCAGGACGUCGGCGGGGCCCCGGCGCUGGCGCCGCUCGCGCCUCAACGGGCUGGCGGCGCAGCGCGCAAGGGCGGCGCGGGACUCGAUGUCGCUGAGCAGCGGCUCGGGGGGAGGCUCGGCCUCGGCGUCGGACGACGACGCGGACGACGCGGACGGGGCGCUGGCGGCCGAGAGCACGCCUUUCCUGGGCCUGCGCGCGGCGCACGACGCGCUGCGCUCGGACUCGCCGCCACUGUGCCCGGCGGCCGACAGUAGGACUUACUACUCUCUAGACAGCCACAGCACGCGGGCCAGCAGCAGACACAGCCGCGGGCCGCCCCCGCGGGCCAAGCAGGACUCGGCGCCACUCUAGGGCCCCGCUGCGCGCCCCUCCGCCUCGCCCGUCCCACUGUCUUUAAGGAGACCAGAGACCGCCUACUGGAGAGAAAGGAGGAAAAAAUAAAUAAAAAUAUUUUUAUUUUCUAUAAAAGGAAAAAAGUAUAACAAAAUGUUUUAUUUUCAUUUUAGCAAAAAUUGUCUUAUAAUACUAGCUAACGGCAAAGACGUUUUUAUAGGGAAACUAUUUAUAUGUAACAUCCUGAUUUACAGCUUCGGGAAAAAAAAGAAACAACAACAAAAAAAAAGAGAGAUGGGCCAAUUUUUUGACUCUUUAAUAGAAACCUAUUUUGUGGUGCCUUUUGCUGUACGCUCAUCUGGGGCUCCGGGGGAGAGUUGGUUGCGGGGUGCUGGGAGUGACAGCAGGGAGAGAAGAGGCUGCGGGGUUCUGGUGGGGGCGAGGGUGGGGGGCCGUGAGGGGUUGGCCCUGAGGAAGAACUGAGGACAGAAGUAGCUUUGCUCCCAGGCGCAAGAGCUGGAGUUCCCGACCCCUGGGAGGAGAGGGCCAGGACCCUAGGCUUGGAGCUGGAGCUGGGGUAACUUCCAGGGGGAGAUAAAGACACAGCUACCCGAAUGGGGAAGCCCUGGCUACUCACAGCUGUUAGAGGAGGAGGGCAGAGAAAGGUCUCCCCAAGAGCCUGGGCCCAGGGAGGUGGCAGCUCUGCCAGGGGCCCAAUGUUGGCGGCUCCUGUCCCCCACAGCCUCCAGGACGCCCCUCCGUCCUCUGCAGCACCUUCGUUUACAGGUCGUCUUUUCUAUUUUACACCUGCAUGUCCUUUGCAUUUCAGAUUCUUUAGAUUGGAUGCAUGGUCACGCUGGGACCGAGAAGAGCCACUCGACAGUGUAUUCCCCUUUUAGCAAUAAAGUAACACCAUUUCCUUCUCACAGGCUGCCUCCCAGCCCCCAACCCACCUGUGACUUCCACUCGUCUCCAGUCCUGCCCUCCCACCCCCAAAAACUGGGUCCACUGCUAAUUUGUCAAAAAGGUAAUUGUUUAAAAAAAAAAUUCCAAACAGAAACAAAUGGGAAUCCUGUCCUGAAAUGUCUGAACACCUGACUGUUGACACUUGAACAUUUUUAUAUUAUAAAUAAAAUCAGAAAUAACUCCUGUU
Rhinopithecus roxellana (golden snub-nosed monkey) is the source of this 3840-nucleotide messenger RNA. RefSeq names its product neuregulin 2 (gene NRG2). Gene Ontology annotation, biological process: intracellular signal transduction; animal organ development; nervous system development. NCBI's taxonomy places the organism in Eukaryota, Metazoa, Chordata, Mammalia, Primates, Cercopithecidae. The transcript is spliced from 11 exons. Bases 180 to 2705 code for a protein of 841 amino acids. Gene Ontology annotation, molecular function: signaling receptor binding. The record is from RefSeq and is a predicted model, not a curated record.